Cajanus cajan (pigeon pea) is the source of this 1230-nucleotide messenger RNA. RefSeq names its product Mitochondrial substrate carrier family protein (gene PM-ANT). Gene Ontology annotation, molecular function: ATP:ADP antiporter activity. Gene Ontology annotation, cellular component: mitochondrial inner membrane. Gene Ontology annotation, biological process: mitochondrial ATP transmembrane transport; mitochondrial ADP transmembrane transport. The record is from RefSeq and is a predicted model, not a curated record. NCBI's taxonomy places the organism in Eukaryota, Viridiplantae, Streptophyta, Magnoliopsida, Fabales, Fabaceae.
CCAGAGAGUCAAAAUGGAAUAACCAACCUUACCAGGUUUAGCAACUUUCAUCGUUCCGUGUUUUUUAUUUUCCCCCUUUCUUUUCUCUCUCCCACCACAAAGGGAUAAGCCAUGAAAGCGAAAUAAAUUACUCUUAAAGCAUGAUGGUUGUGUUCACCGUGGAGCAAAGUUUGUGACUUGGAAGCACCGUAGCAGCCAAAAGGAUGAGCGCAGAGGAUGAUGACCCAGAAAGGAAAAAAUUGAAAGCGUGGAAUUAUGGGGUGAAGACCUUCCAGCGCGAUCUGAUGGCAGGGGCGGUGAUGGGUGGAGUGGUGCACACGAUUGUGGCCCCAAUUGAGAGGGCGAAGCUAUUGCUGCAGACUCAGGAGAGCAAUUUGGCGAUUGUCGCGAGUGGGCGUCGCAGAUUCAAGGGCAUGUUUGAUUGCAUACUCCGUACGGUCAGAGAAGAAGGCAUUCUCUCUUUGUGGCGUGGCAAUGGCAGCAGUGUUCUUCGUUACUAUCCUUCUGUGGCGCUCAAUUUCUCUCUCAAGGAUCUUUACAGAAGCAUGUUAAGAGAUGGUGGAACCUAUGGUGAUAAUAGUCUUUUGUCAGGUGCUACUGCUAAUUUCGCUGCGGGGGCUGCUGCUGGCUGUACAACUCUUGUGCUGGUAUACCCCCUUGAUAUAGCACACACACGCCUUGCUGCCGAUAUUGGAAAGACAGAAGUGCGCCAAUUUCGAGGUAUUUACCACUUCUUGGCUACCAUAUUUCACAAGGACGGCAUUCGGGGGAUCUAUAGGGGCCUUCCUGCAUCUCUACAAGGGAUGGUGGUACACAGAGGCCUGUAUUUUGGAGGCUUUGAUACCAUGAAAGAAAUCUUGUCACAAGAACCAAAACCUGAGUUGGCACUGUGGAAGCGUUGGAUGGUAGCUCAGGCAGUCACAACCUCUGCCGGGUUGAUAUCUUAUCCCUUAGACACAGUUCGUAGGAGGAUGAUGAUGCAGUCUGGCAUGGAAAAGCCAGUGUACAAUAGCACCCUGGACUGUUGGAGGAAGAUUUAUAUGACAGAGGGGUUGGCUUCAUUUUACCGUGGUGCAGUUUCAAAUAUGUUUAGGAGCACAGGAGCAGCAGCUAUCUUAGUCUUGUAUGAUGAGGUCAAGAAAUUUAUGAACUGGGGGGCAUUUUAACAGCACCAACGUUCAUUGAUUUCAUUUUGACACCCGGGACUCAACUUAAUACAUCAACAUCUUA